AUGGAGCUUGAUGAGUGGAUGUACAGAUACUCCGCUAAUUCCAUAAACCUUGACCUCAUCACCCAGCUGACACCUUACAUGCUGCCAGGGCAGACACUCGAAUUCGAAGAUAUAACAGACGAGCGGCAGUGCAUGAUCCUGCUACUGGCCUCUAUCAAGAAGUACACACUGCUUCAUAGUGAACUCUUGGGUCAGUAUAGUGGUACCAUCAUUCCCCAGCCUUCCAAGCUCGCUCUGGAACGGAUACGUCGGCCGUUCCAACAGUUUCUGGAGGAACACGCUCUGCACCUAUUAGUUCCCUUGUUCACUGCACUACAAGCGAACAACUACUAUGGCGAGCUCUCACAUAUCCCAACACUUUAUGGGUUAUGGUGGAAUACACCUGCCCUACUGGAAGACGUAAUUAUGAGCUUUCAGCCAGGUGGCCGGGAUGUGACCAGUGUUCUCAAACACGGCUUUCAGAACUUGUUCGAGCAAAUCGCAGAACAUCACAACCUACGUAGCAAGAUCCGGUUCGAUUACAACAUUGCUAAGAUCGAGCGUGAAAGCGAACAUGAUGAUAACGUGGUAGAAGAGUUCGAUUUCCUCAUUGUCGCUGUACCUCAGCGCGACAUAGUAGAACAGGGCAUCCUGGACGCGAAUGAGCUGGAAUUUCGAGCCUUUGCUGACCAAACUAGAGGCUACCUUCUGACCAGUGUGGCUCAGUUUGAUGCAACUCAGUUCCCGCAUGAGGUCUAUCAGGAGGUGGACGAACUGAACGGAAAUCCAGAGAAAAGAGUUUAG
Sphaeroforma arctica JP610 is the source of this 783-nucleotide messenger RNA. RefSeq lists its product as hypothetical. The record is from RefSeq and is a predicted model, not a curated record. The coding region runs from base 1 to 783 and encodes 260 amino acids. The transcript is spliced from 2 exons. Lineage: Eukaryota; Ichthyosporea; Ichthyophonida.